Scleropages formosus (Asian bonytongue) is the source of this 2962-nucleotide messenger RNA. RefSeq names its product succinyl-CoA:glutarate-CoA transferase (gene sugct). Gene Ontology annotation, molecular function: succinate-hydroxymethylglutarate CoA-transferase activity. The coding region runs from base 562 to 1788 and encodes 408 amino acids. The record is from RefSeq and is a predicted model, not a curated record. The transcript has 13 exons. Gene Ontology annotation, cellular component: mitochondrion. NCBI's taxonomy places the organism in Eukaryota, Metazoa, Chordata, Actinopteri, Osteoglossiformes, Osteoglossidae.
GAGAAGAGAACAUAAAACCCCUAGAUGGCAUAAAGGUCUUGGAUCUUACCAGAUGCCACCUGCUUUUACUUGCUGGCUCAUUGUAACAAGCGCAGCUUUUAAACUCCCUUCUCAGCAUGUCCACCUGUUCACGUGGGCCCCAUGAGUGUACACACACGGGGUAAAGAUGGGCUACAGACAGCAUUCUAGGCUCACAGUACUAUUUAAUGGAUCUCGGGUGAUGUAUAUUUUGCUUAGUUUGCAUUUGUUACACGAGCUGCAAAGUCCCAUCUGUUUACCUGCAGUGGCCCUACCUGUAUUGUACAUGCAUGUGGGACUUGUGGAAACUAGACGCAAGUUGGUGGGGGGUCCCAUUUGCAACUUCACUGAGCUCAUAUGGACAUGUUGGCUGUGUUUCUGAAGUCGUGAUGGAGUAAGAGGGGCUGCAUGUUUCUUAUGGACAUCUAUGUCAGGCUGUCUUGAGAAUGAUUAUGAUACAGUGGUUUUGACCCACACAUUGUUCAUGUAGUGUACAGGCAAUCCAAUUGCAAAUGUGGUACACCAUGUCGUAUACAUUAUAGCAUGCAUGGUAAGCAGAUGCAACGCCUGCGCUUGUUUUCUGUAAUGCAUCCUGUGAUUGUCAGAGUUCUUGCUGGUCCUUUCGCAAGCAUGAUCCUCGGAGACCUGGGUGCUGAGAUUAUUAAAGUGGAGAGGCCAGGUUCAGGGGAUGAUACAAGAGCCUGGGGUCCCCCAUUUCUAGGAGAUGAAAGUGUCUAUUUCCUCAGUGUCAACCGCAACAAAAAGAGCAUUGCAGUGAAUCUGAAAGACCCAAGAGGAGCUAAAUUAAUAUUGGAGCUUGCAGGCGUCUGUGAUGUCCUCGUGGAAAAUUAUAUCCCAGGCAAACUGAGUGAGAUGGGACUAGGGUACGAGGACGUUCAGAAGGUAGCACCGCGCCUGGUGUACUGCUCUAUCACAGGGUAUGGACAGACAGGACCCAUGUCCCAGAGUCCCGGGUACGAUUCCAUCGCCUCUGCUGUGUCGGGUAUGAUGCACAUAACGGGCCCUGAGGACGGGGAACCUGUGCGGCCAGGUGUGGCCAUGACCGACCUGGCUACAGGGCUGUACACGCACGGGGCGAUCAUGGCUGCACUCCUUUGGAGAGCGAAGACAGGGAGGGGCCUCCAUAUCGACUGCAAUCUGCUGUCCUCCCAGGUGGCGUGUCUCACCCACAUUGCAGCCAACUACCUGAACGCUGGCAAGGAGGCGAAGCGAUGGGGCACGGCUCAUGAAAGCAUCGUCCCAUACCAGGGCUUCAAGACGCAAGAUGGGUACCUCAUCGUGGCUGCUGGAAACAAUAAACAGUUUGCCCGAGUAUGCAAGGUUUUGAAUCUCAGCCACCUUUCAGACGACCCGAAGUACAAAACUAACACCCUGAGGGUGCAGAACAGAAAAGAACUGCUGCAGAUCCUCUCGCAGAGAUUCUCAGAAAAGCGCACCAGCGAGUGGCUGGGAAAGUUCGAAGGGACCGGUGUGCCCUGCGGCCCAAUCAACAACAUCCAGCAAGUCUUCUCAGAUGCGCAGGUGGCUCACAAUGAUCUCAUCAUGAAGAUGGAACAUCCUACAGCUGGAAAAGUUGUUAUACCAGGCCCAGCGGUGCGGUUCAGUGACUUUAAGAUCAAUAAGCCCACCCCCCCACCACUGACUGGCCAACACACGGCGCAGGUUUUGAGAGAAAUGUUGGGCUACAAAGAUGAUGACAUCGAGCAGCUCCUGAAGGCUGGGACAGUGUGUCAGAACAAGGUGCGGUGAAGAAGCGCACUGCACAUGUGAUGCACGGCAUGCGUUAAUCUGUUCCUCUAAACUCAGGCUAAUCCCAUCAAAAGGGCUGUUUGGAAUUAUGGGAAGUGAUUAUUGUUACCUUUCACACAGUGCUUUCGUGGUGGCUGUGUCUUUUUAAAAUAAUCUGCUGAAUAAUUAUGCAAGAAGAAGACGGAAUACUAAGAAAUACAGUCAUGUCCCAAGCUGGAGAGCUGCAUAAAUCUUCAUAUUCUUCCCUUAACUCACUUCAUUCAGUCUUUCAGUUUUCAUGCUACUUAACUCUUCUAUAAACACCUGUCAGUGAUCUAAAAUGAAAUAAGGGAUAAAAAGGGUUGUUUUUUUUUUUUUAUUUAUUUUUGUGGUUCUUUUCAUUUUCCAAUCCAAAUGCAAUUUCUUUGCAAGACAUUUUCCAUACAAAAGCAUUUUAGAAAGAGGAGAAAAGCCUAUUGAUCUUCUCAACAGAGAGUUUUAUAUUUUUACAAACGCCUUAAAAAGCAAGGGAUCGAUGAUACAGGUUUACACAGGGAAUUCACAAAAGGCUGUCAAGAGGGAUCAUCGCUUACCGUUCUGGAUUUUAAAGAUGCAUAUCUGGGAUGUGUUGAUUGUUGCCCAAAGGCAGUUUACACAGUUAUACUCCAAAAAUUAAACACUUGAAGCGAUACAUGAAACAUUGUGUCCCCUAAUAGGUUAUUGCAUCCUUAUUCCUUCAAAAGUCAAGGAAAAUUCCGUUUAAUAACCACUAUAAUUGGUUUCUUAUUUUUUCCACCAUCCCUGGUGGCUUUUCUACGAAGCAGGUUUAAGGGAGGCAGUGUGGAGACAUCGCUGGCUCGCUAUGGCCAUUUGGUGCAGAAUAAGAGCAUUCCUUCAAAAACUAAGUGAACAUGGAACGCUAUUCAUUUUUGGGAAUUACAGUGUUUAUAAUGAAUUGAUCCACCUAAUUCAAUCAACUUGACACAGCUUGCAGCCUCGCUUCCUCCCAUAAAGUCAAAUAAAACCUCUGUAAAACCUCAUUGUCACCUCAUUUACUUUUUUCCUUUUCCAGGGAACAGGAAUCCGAAAACCUAAAAUUGCCGUGAUAAUCCGGUUAGGGUUUACAAUAAAUUCCUAGCACCGCUGCUGAAAUACGUUCUUGGGAUUUCAUCGGUCAUUAAAGUUUCACUUGUUC